CUUCAGUAAUAUCCACCGUUCUCCUAUUCCUUUUGAUGCUCCAGCCCUGAACCUUCCUCAGGAAAACAGCCACAUGAUUUAUUUGGGAAUCUCAGAUUAUCUCUUCAAUACAGGCAGCAUGGUUUAUCAAGAAGCUGGUCUCAUGAACUUCUCCAUCACUGAUGACAUGAUUCUCACAGACUUUGGUAUCCAUCUGAGCACCAAGUUAUUCAAAAAUCUGAUUCCCAGGCUGGCUACAGACUAUCCCAAUAUGCAGAUGGGGUUUCAAGUGUUUCCUGCUGCAUUCCCGAUCCUGAUCUUCAGUCCUGGGAACAUGACAAUUAUACUAAAGAUACAUGUGGAGUUCUUCGUCAUUUUACCUGGUGACCUCCUCAAAUCUGUCUUCUGGCUUAGUGUGACCACUAAUGUCUCAGCCACUGUGAGACUGACAUCUAAUAGGAUCUCUGGAUACAUUCAUUCAAAAAUGUAA
Molecule: messenger RNA, 469 nt
Organism: Sarcophilus harrisii (Tasmanian devil)
Lineage: Eukaryota; Metazoa; Chordata; Mammalia; Dasyuromorphia; Dasyuridae
Product: lipopolysaccharide-binding protein-like
Exons: 3
Coding region: 74-469 (131 amino acids)
Biological process (GO): positive regulation of macrophage activation; defense response to Gram-negative bacterium; macrophage activation involved in immune response
Molecular function (GO): lipopolysaccharide binding
Source: RefSeq, a predicted model, not a curated record